This is a messenger RNA of Pomacea canaliculata, 3066 nucleotides long. RefSeq names its product transcription factor RFX4-like. Gene Ontology annotation, molecular function: DNA-binding transcription factor activity, RNA polymerase II-specific; RNA polymerase II cis-regulatory region sequence-specific DNA binding. The record is from RefSeq and is a predicted model, not a curated record. Bases 718 to 3066 code for a protein of 782 amino acids. NCBI's taxonomy places the organism in Eukaryota, Metazoa, Mollusca, Gastropoda, Architaenioglossa, Ampullariidae. Gene Ontology annotation, biological process: regulation of transcription by RNA polymerase II. The transcript is spliced from 20 exons.
ACACACACAAACUGUGAACUGAACAUGUGAUAUCCUGAGAGUGGAGCCUGCCAUGGAAGAUCGCGCGUGCUGGAAUUAAAACCCUCCACCUUCUUGGUUCUCAAUCCAGAAAUUCGAGAAGAGCAAGUGAAAAGAGACACCAGACAGUGAAAUCUUGGAUAACUACACCAAGACCCGCGACGACAGCCGUAGAGGUUGCAGCGACUGCUGCCAAGGUGUGGACAUUGAAGACGCAGUUUACAACGCUCGCUCAACGGGAUGCGAUGGUCGCGGGUCGUCACUCAGCCCCAGGGGGGCCCUGUGCUUUUCCUCCCUAUCCUCGGGAUUCUUUCUUCGUGAACCUCUGGCUGCUAGUGGGCAGACCAGCAAACCUCCACUCAUACAUGUCAGGGAAAACUCAAACAGUUCGUGGAAAAUUUUCUUCGCCAUGAAUUUUUUUUGUAAUUCACUCAUCUUCUUAUUUUUAAUGGUGUAAUAUCAUCUUUGUUAUGUGUACUGUUAGCUGUGCAUCAUAAAUCGGUGAUCGCUGCAGUCAGUCUGUGACGUAUUGUUGGUUACACGGUGAUGCCAAGACACAAAUAACAAACAACCACCAUUGGAGGAAAACAAAGAAUUAUCAGGACAUAUUAUUGCACUGUGCAAACUCUGUCAAAAACUGCUGCACAGAAACUGUGUCUGAGAGACGGAGAAAAAAAAAAGAGAAACAGUACACCAAAGAUGAUGGAUGCCUUUUCGGAAUCUGUCGAUUCCACGGACUGGCUUGACCAAUGCUUGGAGUCCAGCCGGCCAGCAAUGGCUGACGUCACAGAGCAGGACCGGUCAACCAUUCCGUGCAGUGGAAGUGGUGAUGAAACAGACGAUAAAGUUGAGAAUCUACAUCGGAAUCGCGGUGGAUCAAAGCCUCAUUCAACGCCACUAACGCUGAAAUGGCUUGAGGAGAAUUACGAGAUUGCCGAGGGCGUGUGCAUCCCCCGCAGUACUCUGUAUUAUCACUACCUGGACUUUUGUCAAGCUAACGACACUCAGCCAGUGAAUGCUGCCAGCUUCGGCAAGAUAAUCCGUCAGCAGUUUCCUCAGAUUACCACCAGGAGACUGGGCACUCGGGGGCAAUCCAAAUAUCAUUACUAUGGUAUUGGAGUUCGGGAAACAUCUUCGUACUACGACAUCAUUUAUUCUGCGAAAGGUGUACAAAGUGUCGGUGAUGGAAAGAAGGAAAAUACUAAACAGAUGGUAGCCUACUCUCCGAGGUCCAAACUGGGAACGCUGCUGCCAGAGUUUCCAAAUAUUAAAGAUGUCAAAAUACCAGCAGGUGUGGAAGAGGGCAAGGUGUUAACAUUCUUGAUGAUGUACCGAACUCAUUGUCAGAGGAUCCUAGACACAGUGAUACGAGCCAACUUCGACGAGGUGCAGAACUUCCUACUUCACUUCUGGCAGGGCAUGCCUCCACACAUCGUCCCUAUUCUCGACUCGCCAACCAUCGUCAUGCUCGUUGGUGUCUGCGACUCCAUCCUGUACAGGGCCAUCGCCGCCGUCCUCAUGCCCACCGUGCUACAGGCCUUACCUGACAGCCUAACGCAGGUCAUCAGACGCUUCGCCAAACAGCUGGACGAGUGGCUGAAGACGGCCCUGAGUUCGCUUCCACAAGGGUUGCAGAACAUCAAGUUUGACUUGGCCAGGAGGUUUGCUCAGGUGCUGCGGCGUCAGACAUCGUUGAACCACCUGUGUCAGGCUGCACGCAGCGUGCUGCAGAGUUCAGAGGUCACUGCGCAGCUCCUGGACGACUGGUUGACCGUGGACCUCAACAGCAUUGUCAAGCAGACGCUGUACACCAUGGACCAGUACAGCGACCGCGACCACUCACUCAUCGUCAGCUUGUGUAGUGAAUUUGAGCGGCUACUCGAAGAGCAAGCACCGAUAGAAUCGUACAUAGAGUGGCUGGACAUCAUGGUGGACAGGUGUGUGGUCAAGCCCAGCUCCAGCAGGCCCAGAUCGCUUCGUCGUAUCGCGCGGCAGUUUCUGUUGAUGUGGUCGUGCUUCGGCACACGUGUCAUCCGCGACAUGACACUCCACAGCGCCCCCAGCUUCGGUUCAUUUCACCUGUUGCACUUGAUGUUUGAUGACUACGUCUUGUACCGCAUCGAGGCUCUCCACAGCCAGGAAAGGGCACUAGAGUUCAUGAGGAUUGUGAGAGGAGAAGAUUUACCUGGUGACCCGUCUGAUGACCUCAUCCUGCCUGACCCCUCGGCGCUGAAAGAAAACCUACAGCCAAUGACGUCACUGAGUGGUCCACCGGGACUAGUCUGCCAGGACAGAAUAUCGGUCAUCACGUCCAACCGCAGCAUUCUGCCGGACCUACAGGAUUACGACAGUCCGCAAGAUGGCUACACCACGGACGAGUCCAGCUCUCUAGACCAGAUGCCGUCACCAAGAGGUCUCGGUGACAGUCUGCGCCGAUCCUCAACUUUGACCCCGCCAGCGGCUCAGCACCCAAACAACAUGGCGGUGUACGCUGCUGGACCAUCCAGCCACUACUCGUCACAGUUCAAGAACAUGGCGUCCGGCAUGAACAGCGGCUCACAUGCUCACCCCUUCUCCAACAUAGAGGGCGCCAUCAACGGCCCUGUACACCAGACACUUGGCGCAUCCAUGGAAGACCAGGGUGGCGCUCACCUUAUGAUGCACAACAACGGAAGGGUGACCGGCACUGAGUGGCACACGUCGCAGCCUACGCAAAGGCCGCACAGCAUGCUGGGAGAUUCGUCUGCAAUGCUUCGAGGGAACGAAGCUCUGACAUAUAGCAACUACACGCCAACGAUACGGCAUUCAGGAUAUGACGUCAGCAACUACCAGUAUGACGUGAACACUUCGAGUCAUAAAUUAACUUCUAUGACAGAGCAAGCCUACGUCUACCAAGGCUACAACGAGAUGAGUGACGUGUUCAUGACGUCACCGGCUCUCGGUCCAGAUCAGAACAAACGGCGAUUCGAAGGCGACCAAUCAGCGCGCUCGGGCAAGCGACACCCACGUGACAUGUUCUACUAUGAGCCCACAUUCACAAACAUUUAA